AAAAAAAGAACCAAAAAAAAAAAAAAAAGUGACAAGAACUUUGAAGAGCUCAUGCGUGCGCCAGCUCGUUCCUUUUUCCUCUUUGGGCGUCUGAAGGUAAGAUGGGUCACCAGCAGCUCUACUGUAGUCACCCGAGGAAGUUCGGCCAGGGUUCUCGCUCUUGCUGCGUCUGCUCUAACCGCCAUGGUCUGAUCCGUAAAUACGGGCUGAACAUGUGCCAACAGUGCUUCCGUCAGUACGCGAAGGACAUAGGCUUCAUUAAGUUGGACUAA
Messenger RNA from Rattus norvegicus (Norway rat), 272 nucleotides. The record is from RefSeq and is a predicted model, not a curated record. Lineage: Eukaryota; Metazoa; Chordata; Mammalia; Rodentia; Muridae.